Messenger RNA from Symbiodinium sp. CCMP2592, 2262 nucleotides. NCBI's taxonomy places the organism in Eukaryota, Dinophyceae, Suessiales, Symbiodiniaceae. The record is from the annotation of a GenBank genome assembly.
AUGGCGCCCAGCAAGAGGUGCCGACAAGGCAAUCAGCCGAAGCCGAAGCGGCUGAAAGGCUCAGAUGUUUCAGAUGCAACGGCUCAGCGCUGCGCCACGGUGGCCCAAGUCAUUUCCAAGGCAGAGCAGAUUCCGCAGGCUUGUCGAGCAAUGCUGAUAUCAGCAGUGCCUCUGGCGCUGGGCGUGCUGCCAGGAGAUCGCGACAAGCGUCAGGUCGCGCUUUCCAGCUUCAUCGGGGAGGUGCUGAAGGACUUGGAGGUCAGCCUCCUUGAGCGACUUUUGCAGGAGAAGUACGCAGCAAAAGAACAGGUCCUGCUGGCAGCGAGGCAGAGCCAAAAGACCGCCAGCACCGUCUCGUACAGGCUUAAAGAAGUUGAGCGUGCCGAGGAGCAACUGGCCAUGUGCCUCUCUGCCGAAGAGGCGGCCAGGAUCGAGAGCGAUGCCAUGCAAAAGUCAGCUGCAGAGGCAGAGGCGGCCCGCAGCACGGCUGAGGCCCAGCUUCUGGUGGGGCACAUGGAGCUGGACCUUUGCAGGUCAGCGACGACAAUCCUUCUGGCAGAGGUCAAGGAAGAGUUGCAGAUGCAGCCAGAGCAAAUUGCCAGGGUACAGAAGAUCUGCGACAACUUGGGCCUCGAGGAUUCCUUGCGCUGCACACUGCCGCUUGUGCUGCAGAAGCCGGCAGAAACCAGAUCCUUCUUGGAAAAGGCAGCCGCGCAGCUGAUCACGAAGGCUUUGCAGGCACACAUGGAAAAGCUCGGCAAGGAUCUCACCAGUGAGGAUGCCCAGAUCAACACCGAAGCAGCAACGGCAAGAGCGCAGGCCGCAGAGGCGGAGUCCAAGGCUGCAGUUGCUUCUUGGGCGAAAUCCGGGGAGGAUGUCAAGGCGGCCAAGGCGGCGGCCGAGGCGUGUCGUUGUCGUUUGGACCAAGCACGAGCAGAAGAGACACGGACCUUGGUAGAGUACCAAGACGCCAGCUCUGCAGGUGCAGAGACCAUGGAGUUGCUCCGGCAGCUGCGCAAGGGUGCUCUCCUGGCGUAUCAGAGCCUGGAAGGACCAGUUGUUCCCGUGAAGGCGGAGAACUUGGAGCGAAAGAUAGCAGACUUGGAGGAGAGCUGUCGGAUCGAAGUCCGAGAAGUGCGCAGAGCAACCGAAGCCGAAGCAGAGUUUGGAGCAGAGAUGCAGGCCGAAGGCGCAGAAGGGCCGCCUGCCGACGGUUUCGCAGAGGCGGCUGACGAGAGUGUGUGCGAUGCGGUCAUGACCGGGGACGAAGAGGGAGACACGCAAGCAGACGAGGAGAAAGCCCCCGAUGCGGAACACAGGAUCCCUGAAGCACAGGAAAGCGGACAGAUUGAAGCUCAAUCUACCACUUCUACAGAUGCGGCGGUGGACGAGUCUGCAUGCACCGGGCAGGCCGACCACGAGGCAGGCGCCGGCUCGCAGACCCUCGCUGCCGAGGGUGACGCCGAGGCAGCCUCAGCGCAGGAGUGCGCCACUGCGGCUGACGAGAGUGUGUGCGAUGCGGUCAUGACCGGGGACGAAGAGGGAGACACGCAAGCAGACGAGGAGAAAGCCCCCGAUGCGGAACACAGGAUCCCUGAAGCACAGGAAAGCGGACAGAUUGAAGCUCAAUCUACCGCUUCUACAGAUGCGGCGGUGGACGAGUCUGCAUGCACCGGGCAGGCCGACCACGAGGAAGGCGCGGGCUCGCAGACCCUCGCUGCCGAGGGUGACGCCGAGGCAGCCUCAGCGCAGGAGUGCGCCACUGCGGCUGACGAGAGUGUGUGCGAUGCGGUCAAGAUCGGGGACGAAGAGGGAGACACGCAAGCAGACGAGGAGAAAGCCCCCGAUGCGGAACACAGGAUCCCUGAAGCACAGGAAAGCGGACAGAUUGAAGCUCAAUCUACCGCUUCUACUUAUGCGGCGGUUGACGAGUCUGCAUGCACCGGGCAGGCCGACCACGAGGAAGGCGCCGGCUCGCAGACCCUCGCUGCCGAGGGUGACGCCGAGGCAGCCUCAGCGCAGGAGUGCGCCACUGCGGCUGACGAGAGUGUGUGCGAUGCGGUCAUGACCGGGGACGAAGAGACGGCCUUGGGAGACACGCAAGCAGACGAGGCCGACGACGCCGACCGAGACGACACUCUCAUGGCUGACGCAGAGGAGACAGGGAGGGCACGCUCGGUCUUCAGCUUUGGCCUCGCAACUAUGCUUCUGACUUUGUCCGGAUGCAGCGAGGCACCCGAAGCCGAAGCUGAGCGACAAUGA